Messenger RNA from Cololabis saira (Pacific saury), 1613 nucleotides. Its product is annotated as polyunsaturated fatty acid lipoxygenase ALOX15B-like. Gene Ontology annotation, molecular function: iron ion binding; oxidoreductase activity, acting on single donors with incorporation of molecular oxygen, incorporation of two atoms of oxygen. The transcript is spliced from 10 exons. Gene Ontology annotation, biological process: linoleic acid metabolic process; lipid oxidation. NCBI's taxonomy places the organism in Eukaryota, Metazoa, Chordata, Actinopteri, Beloniformes, Belonidae. The record is from RefSeq and is a predicted model, not a curated record. The coding region runs from base 1 to 1353 and encodes 450 amino acids.
AUGAGUGGACUUCUAUCAGUGAUAUCGAAUCCAAAUUAUGUCCGUGACCACUGGAAGGAUGAUGACUUCUUUGGCUACCAGUUUCUAAAUGGCAUCAACCCCAGGCUGAUCCAACGUUGUAAAGCCUUGCCUGAAAACUUUCCUGUGUGCAGUAAUGUGUUGUUCCAGGAGGAGAUAAAGAAUGGAAACAUUUUCCUGUGUGACUACAAGAUUUUGGACGGAGUGGAAACAAACACCAUCAAUGAGAAGAAGCAGUACUUGGCGGCUCCUCUUGUUCUGCUCCGCUUGGAUGGUGGAAAAAUGAAGCCCAUCGCCAUUCAGCUGAAGCAGACUCCAGGACAGGACAAUCCUGUCUUUCGUCCCACCGAUCGUAGCGACUGGCUGUUGGCAAAGAUCUUUGUGCGAAGUGCAGAUUUCAACCUGCAUGAACUCAACAGUCACCUGCUGAGCACUCACCUGCUGGCUGACGUUUUUGCAGUGUCACUGAAGCGAAACCUUCCCAUGGUGCAUCCUUUGUACAAGCUUCUCAUUCCACACUUUCGCUACACUUUGUUCAUCAACAGUGAAGCUCGAAAGUCUCUCAUAUCUAAAGAUGGAACCUUCACCAAGUUUGCAGCUUCUGGUGGAGAAGGCAUGUUGACCAUCUUGAGGAGAUCCCUCGAAACACUGACGUACAGGUCCCUCUGCAUAAAAGAUGACAUCAAGGAUCGUGGGCUGGAGGAUGUGCCAAACUUCUACUACAAGGAGGAUGGAGAGAAGCUCUGGGACAUCAUCCACAGGUUUGUGGAGGAAAUGCUCGGCCUCUACUACAAAGAUGACAAUCAGGUCAAGCAAGACUGUGAAGUGCAGAACUGGAUUUUGGACAUCUUCAAACAUGGAUUCCUUUCUUGUAAAGAGCAUGGAAUUCCAGACAAAUUUGAGAGUCUGCCUGAUUUGGUCAAGUUCGUUACCAUGGUGAUGUACACUUGCUCUGCUCAGCAUUCGGCUGUGAACACUGGACAGUAUGACUUCUACGGCUGGAUGCCCAACGGCCCCAGCAGCCUGCAGCUGCCGCCACCAACCACAAAGGGGGAAGUGACUCAAAAAAGAAUUCUGGCCACAUUCCCCAACAUGGAAACAACAGUUAAUGCCAUGUCUACUGUUUGGCUGCUCAGCAAUACAUUUGGUGAUGCGGUCCAUCUUGGUGACUACCCGCAGAAACAAUUCACCGAAGAAUGUUCCCGAUUGAAGAUAAGAGCCUUCCAACGAGAGCUUAAGAAGUUAAGCACCGAAAUCAACGACCGAAACAAGAACAUGGAGAUAAAAUACAACUACCUGGACCCAUUGGUGAUGGAAAACAGCGUGAGCAUUUGAAUCUCAGCGUCAGCUGUUCGUUGUACUCGGAGAAGAGACCAAGAGUCUGAUUUUAAUUGAUACUUUGGUGGAGGGAAAAUGCUUUUUAUGAUCUUUGAAUGCUGAUCAGGCUGCAUACAAGUGCAUUAAUGCAGCUGUGUAAAAGUGAUUUAAUCGCAUCAUAUUCUCACAGUUCUGAACAAAACAUAAUCAAAUUUGAAGCAGAUCUUUUUGAUUAGCAGCUGCUUCAAGGGUGUUUUCAGUUGGAAUUUUUAGUUUCA